Messenger RNA from Schistocerca nitens (vagrant locust), 1860 nucleotides. Its product is annotated as myogenesis-regulating glycosidase-like. Gene Ontology annotation, molecular function: hydrolase activity, hydrolyzing O-glycosyl compounds. The record is from RefSeq and is a predicted model, not a curated record. Lineage: Eukaryota; Metazoa; Arthropoda; Insecta; Orthoptera; Acrididae. Bases 1 to 1860 code for a protein of 619 amino acids. Gene Ontology annotation, biological process: carbohydrate metabolic process. The transcript is spliced from 7 exons.
AUGGCCGGGCUCAGCACCCGCUACGACCAGAUCAGUGGCCGCAUCCUGCUGCUGUCUGACAGGGGUGAGUGUGGGCCGAGGGCGCUGUGUGCGGGGGCUGUCCAGAGCGGGCAGCCUGCUGGCUCUGCGCUGCUGCAAGCUGCCACAGUUUCUACACAACACCUGCACCUCACCCUGUCAACUAUCUUCUUGCAUGUAGCAGGUGGAGACGAGGUAGAGGUGGGAUACAUCGAAGCUUCCAGCAACCAGCGGUCUGCAGUUCCACGCCACGAGACUCGUGGGAAAGAGGAGUCCUUCGACUUUGGCGCCUCCAGAGUUCUCGUCCGGCACCAAGACAGGUCGGGCGAAUGUCUCUGGAUCCGGCACACCAAAGACAAUCCGAGUGAGAUAAUCACAAUGUGUCAGCGGCACCUGAGGAGCCACAUCUACGGUGGUGUCGAAUCGACUUACCGCACCUGGCCCAUCGAGGACAACGUGUACAAGCACUACGCAUACGUCGCCGAACAUACGGACCACGCCACCAUCGCUACACGUUACUGGGUUUUCUCCGACGGAAGACUCGUCCAUGUUCACACGAACGUUCCUCUCUUCGUCGACCAAAGCAGCAAUCAGACGAGUAAUAAACUGUGCUUCAGUGCCGAGAACGCGUCUCUCUACCCAGAGGACCGAAGCGACAACGUGCUGGAAUACGAGCUGUGUACAUAUGGUGAUGCGAAGGAGGCGCACUUGGUCGGUAUCCAGAAGUACCUGGGCAAACCUACGGCGAUUCCAGACGAAUACUUUGGUGUUCAGCCUUUCUGGGAAGUGGGGCCACCUGAACAGAACGUGAGAGAGCGCGCCGCAGGCAUAAUCGAGCACGGGUUCGGCUACAGCCUUCUCGAAAUAGCCAACUUCUGGGAGAGCUGCCACGGAAGCUUCACCCCGGACACCACCAAGUUCCCCGACAUGAAGGCGCUCGUGGACGACCUCCACGCACUGGGAGUCCCCGGUGGAUGGGUUGGCAUUAUCGACUUCACCAAUCCUGAUGCGGUAGCUUGGUGGACUGAUCGAGUUGCGGCGCUCCGCAACGAGACGGGCGUGGACUCCUUCAUGUUCGACUUCGGCGAGACCAGCUACCUGCCGCAGCCGCCACAGCUCACACCGCUCGAGAGGACGCCCGUGGUCUACACCGACGCGUACGCCAAGGCAGUGGCCCAGUUCGGGCCCAUGGCGAGGCUGCGGUCCGGCGUCGAGAGCCAGCGCCUGCCCAACUUCUUCCACAUGGACGCGGUGGACACGUCGUGGAGCACGCAGAACGGCCUGAAGACGCUGCUGCCCAAGCUGCUGGAGAUGAGCCUGCAGGGCUACCCCUUCGUGACGCCGGAGAGGGUGGGCGGCAGCGCCAAGACGGGCGUCAUCGCCACUCGCGAGCUGUACAUCCGCUGGCUGGAGGCCAGCGCCUUCAUGCCCGCCGUCCACUUCCGCACCGUGCCCUGGGACUACGACAACGAGAUGCGUCCCGUGCUCACGGUGGAGCUCGCACGCAACCUGACGGCUUUGCGCGCUCAGUACGGUCCGAGGAUCGUCGAGCUGAUGAAGCAGGCAGUGGAGGACGGCACUCCGGUCAACCGGCCCAUCUGGUGGCUCGACCCGACAGACUCCACCGCUCUCAAGAUCAGCAACGAGUACCUGCUGGGCGACGACCUGCUGGUGGCGCCGGUGACGUAUCGCACGGCCUCGAGGCGCGACAUCUACCUGCCCAAGGGCUACUGGCGGGACGAGGUGGACCCCGAGCACCCCACCAUACGGGGCCCCACCUGGCUCUACGCCUACCCUGCGCCGCUCAACACUCUGCCCUACUUCACCAGGGUCAGCUCCUAG